AAAAAAAAAUCAAAAUUAAAAAUAAAAAAACAGAGAAAAAAUGUUGGAAGCUAGAGACCCAGCGAUCAAGCUUUUCGGGAAGACGAUUCCGGUGUCGGAGAUCUCUCCUGGAUCCGGUGACUCCACCGGUGCUCCGGCUUCAUCUUCUUCCGGUGACGCUGUUGAUGAUGUUAUUUGUCAGAACCAUGUCUCUUCCAAUACAGAAAUGGAUGGAGAAGAGCGAGAGAUUGACGAGGAAUCAAAGGAAGAGGAAGUGAUUGAGUGUAAUAAGGAAGAUAAAACUAUCACCCAAUCAUCAGAAAAGAUAGCUGAUCUAGACACUUCGUCAAGAGGGGAAGAAUCUAUUAAGCCUUCCAACGAAGAGGAGGAAAGCACACUGAAAACUGCAAAGAAUAAAGAAGAACAGUCUGAGAAUUCACAAGAUAAGACGUUGAAAAAGCCAGACAAAAUACUGCCUUGUCCUCGUUGUAAUAGCAUGGAAACAAAGUUCUGCUACUAUAAUAAUUACAACGUCAAUCAACCGCGUCAUUUCUGCAAGAACUGCCAGAGAUAUUGGACUGCAGGCGGGGCUAUGAGAAAUGUGCCGGUAGGUGCUGGUCGCAGGAAGAACAAGAAUUUUGCUUCUCAUUAUCGCCAGAUAACUAUCCCUGACGUAAUAGUUCAGAAUUCUCAAUCUGACUCACCCAAUGGAGUCCAUCAUCAUUCUGUGAACUGUAAUGGCACUGCCUUUACUUUUGGAACUGAUACACCCUUGUGUGAGUCAAUGGAAUCUGUACUGAACAUUGUUGAUAAAGCAGUUACCAGUUGCCCAACAAAUGGAUUCAAUAGACCAGAAGAACUAAGAAUUUCUGUUCCCUAUGCUGGUGAAGAAAAGAGCAAUGAUCAUUCCAAUAAAUCUUCAGAUGCAUCAACAACGCCAACUGAAGAUGCAACUACAAACAGUUCUCUAGAACAAGUUGUGCAGAACAGUCAAAGCUUCGCACCUCAAUUUCCCCACUACCCGAGUGCCCCUUGGGUCUUGCCAUGGAGUCCAUCCCAAUGGAGCUCUCAAGUACAAUCACCACAUGCUUUCUUCCCGCAAGGAAUCGCCAUGCCACUCUAUCCUCCACCAGCUUAUUGGGGUUUCACCAUGCCUGGUGCAUGGAACAAUCCAUGGCUAGCACAACCAUCAUCACCAAGUAGUGCAACCCCUAGCUCCCCAACUUUAGGUAAGCAUUCAAGGGAAGAAAACACACUCACAUCAAAUGACGCAGUAGGUUCUGACGAACAAAGCAGCAAAGGAAACAAUAAAGAAAAGUCUCUUUGGGUUCCAAAAACAUUGAGGAUUGAUGACUUAGGAGAAGCACAAAAAAGCUCUAUAUUGACAACUCUUGGUAUUAAAAACAGCAAGCCAGACUCAAUAUGUGGUGGAGGACUUUUCAAAGCAUUCCAACCAAAGGGUGAUGAAAAAGAAGACACACAAAACUCACCAGUCUUGCAGGCCAAUCCAGCAGCAUUGUCUAGGUCAAUUAGCUUUCAUGAGACCUCAUAAUUUUGUAGCUUAUAAAUUUGUUUUUAUGUAUUAGAUGCAGCAGAUGAGCCAAUUGACAUUGCAAUAUUCAGCAGCGCUUGAGGAAGUUACAAACUAUAAGAACAAAUUGGUUCUUCUGUUUUUAUUUGUAAGAUUUAGUUCUUGUUGAUCAAUGGAAGAAAUUGAGAAGAUGGUUCUUCCUGCAUUCGCUUUAAGGAGAUUGGAGUCUUCUUUGUCUUAGGCGGCGGUGGUUAGGCAAUUUUACAUUCUUCCCUUUCAUUUAGAUGGCUUUUUUUAGUUCAUGUACAUAAAUGUAAGCUUAUGUGACAGAGAGGCAUAGUUAUUUGUCUUCCAAGGUCCUAGAUGUAUGUAAAUAAGAUUGGAAGUUCAAAUUGAACUUUUUUGUUUUGCUAUAAUGUUUCAGAUUGUUAUCAUUUUAGUGAAAUAAACAUGGUAAUAUUUUUAUCA
Molecule: messenger RNA, 1978 nt
Organism: Cicer arietinum (chickpea)
Lineage: Eukaryota; Viridiplantae; Streptophyta; Magnoliopsida; Fabales; Fabaceae
Product: cyclic dof factor 2-like
Biological process (GO): regulation of DNA-templated transcription
Molecular function (GO): DNA-binding transcription factor activity; DNA binding
Source: RefSeq, a predicted model, not a curated record